Messenger RNA from Cherax quadricarinatus, 4137 nucleotides. NCBI's taxonomy places the organism in Eukaryota, Metazoa, Arthropoda, Malacostraca, Decapoda, Parastacidae. The record is from RefSeq and is a predicted model, not a curated record.
CUCAACUCAACAACAGUAUUUCGUCCAGUUUUCCUGUGUUGGAGAGUGUGACGUGUGAUGUGGUAACGUGUACGUGUAGUGUCAUGGUUGACGUGGUUGCAGUCACCGCUCCUGCAUCACUGUCAUCGUCAACACCAACACUAGAACAGGCAACGGCAGUAUCUCCAACAGUUUUAUCAUCACCGACACCACCACCUCCAACAACUUCUUCGUCACCAACACCUGAAACAAUUUCAUCAUCACUAACACUACCACCUCCAACAAUAUCACCACCAGCACCUCCAACGUCAUCACAACCAUGCCCCACCACCCUUCUCAUUGUUGCCUGCAGCUGCUGCUGGUGUUGCUCCUGCAGGUGCAGCUGCUGCCUGUGGGAGGCGUCACUGCCGAGGCUGGUCAGGGACGAGGUUCUCAACACAGGGUGCGGCUGCUGCUGCUGACGGGGAAAUCAGCCAAGGACGGACAUCAUAGACUCUUCCGGGCAGCCACGGGUGCUGGCUAUCUUACACAGAUGUUAGUGGUAGAGGAGUCGAGGCAGGAGGUGUCCAAGGUGCUGCAAGUUAUCAGGAAAGAACGUUAUGCAUCUGAUGAUCUUCUGGUGCUGACGAACAGCGAUGAGUACAUUCCGACGUGUGAGCCUGGUAUGCUAAUCUUGCGGGUGCUGGGGCACUUGCUGCAGGAGGAGGCAGAGGUGGUCAUGUCUUACCCUCCAAGGCCUCACAACCUCACCCUCCACCUCAAGGAAGAAUUCAAGCGAGUCAACAAUGAACUGAAAUUUCGGCUGAACAGCACAGGAGGGCACGUGACAGGUAAAGAACAUAGGACUGAGGACCUGCUGACGCUGAAGAAGCUGCUACACGAGCAGCAGGUGCUGAAGGUGCGGGAGCAGCAGCAGCUAAGACGUGCACCUCCAGACACGCAGAACUUCACAGCUUACGCCUUUGCGGGUUUGGUGCGCUCACUGGAAGACCUGCUUGCUGCUGCUGCUGGUGACGCUGCUGGUCCUGCUGGUGGGGUGCCUCUUGGCACGGCUAUUGCUACUCCUACCGGUACUUUUGAUGUUACUACUGCUACCGCAUCUCAUACCGUUGCUGCUGCUGCUACUACUACUACUACUAUACUACUACUACUACUACUACUACUACAACUAUUGACGAUGAGGCUGACGAUGUUACUCUCACUCAAACAGCUACUUCUAUUGUCAUGGCUCCUGUUACUGUUAGAGCUGUUGCUGCUGGUGUCAUUGCUCCAACUACAACUGCUGGCACUGUUGUUGACACGGCAGCUGCUGCGUCUGUUGCCGAUACUACGACAGAGGGACAAAGGUUCUCUGGCUCACAUCUGGGACUUGCUGGCUAGGGACGUAGUACUGAGGCACUCCUUGGCAGUGACACUCGACCACCACUCGCCAUCUUCCAGGACUCUGCCAGCAUCAAACCAGACAAGUUGGAGACGCAAUUACUGGGAGGAAAAGUUUAACAAUCUCAGUUUCCUUCUCCUAAGUACCUUUAGGAAUGUGGAGGAAUGGUCUAAGAGUGCCAGAGAGCCGAAGUCUGGCGUGGCACCCUUGGUAUACUCGACCUCAGGGGCGCCUCCACUCCACCUGCACAACAUGAUGGCCAGGGAGGUGGGUCUCAAACUCUCAUGUCCUCAAUGUCUGGACGAGCCCCGGAAACUCGCCAACAUCACGAUGAUGGAAUCGCCGCGGGUGAUGGUGGUGGUUGUGGUGGAACGACCUGUGCCAUACUUAAGGGUGUUUCUGAGUCGUCUUAAGCGUCUCUCCUACCCCAAACACCGCAUCUUCCUGGUGAUUCACGUCACCCAGCAGGCUCACCAGCACCUUCAGCAGGUGGAGGAAUUCUUGGAGGUCGUGGUAGAGCAGUACCUGGAAGUUGUCCUCCUGACACCUCAGCAGAACACUACCUUGACUGACGCUCGUCACCUCAUCUGGAAGUUGGUGAGGAAGGAGAACCUUGACUACCUCUUCCUACUGGAGGCCAACGCCCACCUUACCCACCCCGACCUCCUACAGCACCUCAUAGCCACCAGGAGAAGAGUAGUGGGUCCCCUGCUGGUGACUGACGACGGCAGCACCAACAACCUGCAGAGGACGCAGCAAGAGACGGAUAACCUGGUGGACGACACCCACCACAAGUUCCUCACCGGAUACACCAGUAAUGACGGGAGCGUGGACAUGAGAGGCCUCCUGCAGGUGGGUGCGGUGCGCUGCGCCCUCCUGCUGCAUCGCGAGGCUUACUCCUCCCUCAGGAUCAACUUUACUUCCUACGGGCUCGAUCCUACGGAAGAAUUCUUCACCCAACUCCUGAAGCAGGGCUACAUCCCAUACGUCAGCAACAAAGUGACUUAUGGCAAAUUAGUGAACGAGAAGAGCUACACCAACGAUCUGUGGAACCUGGACAAGAACAGCGAGGAAUUCCUCUACCAGUACAUGGAUCCUUCCCCCGGGAACAGCGGGACACCUCACCCAGUGUGCCCGCACCUCCGCACCCUCAAGGUCUUCACACGGUCCUUCGCCAGAGACCUAUUGCUCGAGGCGCAGACGAUGGCCUGGAACAACGCCUCUGACCAGGAGGGAAUCCAGGUGCUGGCUCCUCCCACCUCAGCUCCCAAAGAGGCCAUCAAUGUCUUGGUCCAGUCUACAAUAAGGAGUCUUUUUAGACACGAGAAUAUACAGGUGGCUGAGAGCGGGGGUCGAGUACAGCUGGUGCAUGGACCAGGACAGUACAUUCCAGAGGGGCAGCUGGUGGCCCUUGUUGCCCUCAGAGCAAAGAACCAGGGUGACCAGGUGGAGCUGGGGUCGACACCGUGCACGCUACAGCUGCGGGUGGGUGAAGUACUCUACUAUAAGAUUGGUCACUACCCCAUGGUCACACUCACGGGGUCACUCUCCCUGGCUGCCCUCCUGCUGUGACCUCACAGCACCGUGGUCACUCUCCCUGGCUGCCCUCCUGCUGUGACCUCACAGCACAAUGGUCACUCACCCUGGCUGCCCUCCUGCUGCGACCUCACAACUCAGUGGUCACUCACCCUGGCCACCCUGCUGUGACCUCACAACUCAGUGGUCACUCACCCUGGCUGUUCUUCUGCUGUGACCUUACCGCACAGUGGUCACUCUCCCUGGUUUCCCUCCUGCUGUGACCUCACAGCACGGUGGUCACUAUCCCUGGCUGCCCUCUCGCUGUGACCUCACAACUCAGUGGUCACUCACCCUGGCUGUCCUGCUGUGACCUCACAACUCAGUGGUCACUCACCCUGGCUACCCUCCUGCUUUGACCUCACAACAGUGGUCACUCCUGCUGUGACCUCACAACGGUGGUCACUCUUGCUGUGAUCUCACAACAUUGGUCACUCCUGCUGUGACCUCACAACAGUGGUCACUCUUGCUGUGACCUCACAACAGUGGUCACUCCUGCUGUGACCUCACAACAGUGGUCACUCCUGCUUUGACCUCACAACAGUGGUCACUCCUGCUGUGACAUCACAACGGUGGUCACUCUUGCUGUGACCUCACAACAGUGGUCACUCCUGCUGUGACCUCACAACGGUGGUCACUCCUGUUGUUUUACACAACUGGAUGAUCACCAUCAACGCAAACAACAACAGGUAAUAAAAACCAUCAACGGAAACAACAGACAAUAAAGACACUAACAGCAGUAACAACAGGUAAUAAAGGCACUAACAGUAACAACAGGAAAAAAGAUAUUAACAACAGGCAAUUAAGACACUAAUAACAGGUAAUAAAGACACUAACAGUAACAACAGGUAAUAAAGACAUUAAGAGUAACAACAGGUAAUAAAGAUUUUAACAGCGAAGACAUGAACAUUGACAAUAAGUGAUAAAGACAGUAACAACAGUAGCAUCAAGCAAUAAAGACAAUAACAACAGUAACACCAAGCAAUAAAGACAAUAACAACAGUAACACCAAGCAAUAAAGACAAUAACAACAGUAACACCAAGCAAUAAAGACAGUAACAACAGUAACACCAAGCAAUAAAGAGAGUAACAACAGUAGCAUCAAGCAAUAAAGACAGUAACAACAGUAACACCAAGCAAUAAAGACAAUAACAACAGUAACACCAAGCAAUAAAGACAGUAACAACAGUAACACCAAGCAA